Messenger RNA from Olea europaea var. sylvestris, 1558 nucleotides. RefSeq lists its product as uncharacterized. The transcript is spliced from 5 exons. The record is from RefSeq and is a predicted model, not a curated record. The coding region runs from base 62 to 784 and encodes 240 amino acids. Gene Ontology annotation, biological process: peptidyl-proline hydroxylation to 4-hydroxy-L-proline. Gene Ontology annotation, molecular function: L-ascorbic acid binding; iron ion binding; procollagen-proline 4-dioxygenase activity. Gene Ontology annotation, cellular component: endoplasmic reticulum. NCBI's taxonomy places the organism in Eukaryota, Viridiplantae, Streptophyta, Magnoliopsida, Lamiales, Oleaceae.
GCAUAAACGCCCAAAAUCAGUGCCCUUAAUUUAUAAAGCUGACAAUAAUAGUUGCCAAUAUAUGAAGAGAAAAAUGGGGGACAGAAAAAAAACGGGGAAUAAUGCAAAGAAGAAAUCGAAUUCGGAUUGGCCUUACAUCAAACCCAAGUAUAAUCUUCAAAUCAAUCGCUUAAAAGACAACGAUCUUUUUACUAUUCCAAACUUCUUAACACCUGUUGAGUCGAAGGCAUUCAUUAAAGUUGCAGAAGAAAUUGGUUUUCUUCACCAAGGGAGUCUUGGUCCAACAAAAGGAGAAGCUUAUAGAGACAAUGAUCGAAUAGCUGUACAAGAUCCAGUUCUUGCCGAUGCAAUAUGGAACUCUGGGCUUAAAAACUUAUUUUCUGAUAUUAAGAUUCGAGGCAAAGUUGCAGUUGGGUUGAACCCAAAUAUACGAUGUUAUAGGUACACUGCUGGUCAGCGAUUUGGACGGCACAUUGAUGAAAGUGUUGAUCUAGGAGAAGGGAGGCGUACACACUAUACUCUGUUAGUCUACCUUAGUGGUACUCAAGGUGGAACUAAAUUCAAGUCUAAGAAUGAUGCUGACUCCCAGGAUUCUUUAGCUGAGACUCUGGUUGGAGGAGAGACUGUUUUCUACGGCCCAAGAAAUGCUCUGGUGGCUGAGGUACCCCCUACUGAAGGGAUGGCUCUAUUUCACAUUCAUGGUGAUAAGUGCAUGCUGCAUGAAGCCCGAAAUGUCAGGAAAGGUGUUAAGUAUGUCUUACGAUCUGAUGUAGUAUUUGCAUGACGGGGGUCAAGCUUCGGUUAAUUAUUCAACUUGUGUUUGCCCUAAAAAAUUUUCGUGUCAAAUAUUACAAAAUGAGGCUUUCUCUUUCCGAUGUAUUGGUGUUAUGUCCUUGGCAUGUAAGAUUUUAAAGAGAAAGGGACAUGACAAGAUGUUUGUUACAUGUCCAAUGCUACCAUGUCAGCUCAAAAGGUGAAAGAAACGAAAGUAAUAGCGCUCACACAAACUCAUGUCUGGCUAUAUCCUGGGACUAAUUCAUUGUAUUUCAUUUGUUUCUAACAUGUCAGCUGGGACCAAAAGUUACUGGAGAUGUUAUGCUUCUUACAGGUUCUCUUACAGCAUCAAACUUGAGUUCAUUGGCAAAUAUAUGCAUCAGGUUUUGAUGAUAUUUCACGUUGAAGCUUAUUUCAGGAAGUACUUUGAGGAAUCUGUGAAAUGUAGGUUUGCUAUUGUUCAUUCAAUGUUUUCUUUGCUUGUUAUUGUGUCACAGUAUUAGAUGAAGAACUGGGCAAAUAUAGCUUGCAUUUAUCUUUAUGUUGUGCUUAACAAUUCAUCAUUAGGAUAAUUUUUUGCUAUGACUGGGCUAACUUGAGUUAAAAUCAGCUUGUGGAAUUGUCGUGUUGUGUGUUUAGAAAAGGAAAGCUUCUUAGGAGUACUUUAUCAUUCGAAAAUGCUUAUCCAGCGGAAAAUUUGUGUAAAGAUAUUGAUAUGAAGGGUAUCUCCAUUAUUGUGGAUCUUAUACUCUUUAUCCAGGCAUUAUAAAUGUGUUUUCAUUUA